Messenger RNA from Colossoma macropomum (tambaqui), 1933 nucleotides. RefSeq names its product isoprenylcysteine carboxyl methyltransferase (gene icmt). Gene Ontology annotation, biological process: C-terminal protein methylation. The record is from RefSeq and is a predicted model, not a curated record. Gene Ontology annotation, cellular component: membrane; endoplasmic reticulum. NCBI's taxonomy places the organism in Eukaryota, Metazoa, Chordata, Actinopteri, Characiformes, Serrasalmidae. The transcript is spliced from 5 exons. The coding region runs from base 6 to 884 and encodes 292 amino acids. Gene Ontology annotation, molecular function: protein C-terminal S-isoprenylcysteine carboxyl O-methyltransferase activity.
UCAACAUGGCUGGCAGUAAGUUGGUGCUGGAAGGGAGGAUAAGUAUUCUAAGCUUUCUCUCAGGGCUUGGGGUGAUAAUAAUACCCUUGCUUGUAAAAUUCGGCUCCCAUAUUGACUGGAUAUUCGAUUACCUCACUGAUGUAAACGGGAAGAUAGCCAUUGCAGUUUAUUUAACAGUUAUCAACGGCUUGCUGCUAAUCAAAUACAGGGGACCUCUAUACAGGGUCGCUGUACGAGCUUGCUUUCUAGGCUUUGCCUUCGGAUGUGGCCUGAUCAUAAGUUUUGCCGAUACAACAUGGACACACUUUGGCUGGUACAUGUGUUCGCUAUCAUUCUUUCACUACUCUGAGUACCUGGUCACGGCCAUCAUCAACCCCCGCAGUCUAUCUCUGGACUCUUUCUUGAUCAACCACAGCGUUGAAUACACCUUAGCAGCCAUCUCUUCUUGGAUGGAGUUCACUUUGGAAAAGCUGCUUGUUCCAGAGCUGAAGCAGUGGAACUGGAUCGCUUUUGUGGGACUGGUAAUGGUAUUAUGUGGAGAGGGCCUGCGCAAGUCUGCUAUGUUGACAGCGGGAUCCAACUUUAACCACAUUGUGCAGAAUGAGAAGGCCCAGAGCCACGUGCUGGUCACUAGUGGUGUAUACUCAUUCUUUAGACAUCCUUCCUACGUGGGCUGGUUCUACUGGAGCAUUGGUACUCAGAUAAUGUUGUGCAACCCAUUCUGCUUUGUGGCCUAUACAAUGGCCAGCUGGCGGUUCUUCCGGGAGCGUGUUGAAGAAGAGGAGAUUUCUCUCAUCCAUUUCUUUGGGGAGGAUUACAUCGAGUACAAGAAGAAGGUCCCCACUGGUUUGCCCUUUAUCUCAGGCAUCAGGGUAAACUCAUAAGGCUGGGAUGGACAAAGUGAGGGGAAACUUGGAAACCUCUGGAAGUGCACACCUGGACACCUCUGACUGGCACUGUGAGCGAGCUAGUUACUUGGUGACCUUGUGGCUCUCCCCUGCAAGAAUGCACAGGGGAGCAAGGACACAGCACAGAGAGACUGACCUGCUGAUCUGUUCUGAGACACACCAAUCUGCUCUGAGCGGGGCAGAUCCUCUACCCCUACAGCCAUCAGGCAGAAACACAUACACACAGCCACGAGUCUCCCAGCACUCCCUUACAUAUGCCCCCCAUAAUGCAUAUUAUCUCUGUUCUGUCCACCUUUUAUAUCUCUAAUGCAUCAUAUAACAUUUCUUUCUCAUAUCCAUUGUAGAUCUGUUUCAAAUUUCAGCUCAUGAUAUAGGUUCAUGUAUCAUAUCUACUCCACUUGCAUCAUUUCAUGUCACUUUCAGUUGUAGCACCUUUUGGUUCCUGGGUCUUCUGUCUCUGUUUUUGAUUGUUUGUUUGUUUUAGGCUUGUGUUAAAACAUCUUUGAGUGUAUUAAGGGAACUGAACUUUACCGAGAUUCUACAGUAUGUUGACUUUUAAAUAGAAAACAGUUUACAGCAAAGUUUUAACUGGACUUAAAGCACCAAAUGUUCAGAGAGAGAGCUAUUUACUAUACGGAAAGGCGUCUUCUCUCUUUAUAAUUAAAGCAGAAUGUUGCAUAUAGUAUUUCUAAAUACAUUUAUUUAUGAGGUAAAAAGUAUGAUUUAGAUAAGAACUAUUUAGUAAUCUUUUGGGCCACUGAUUGAGACAUUACCAUAUGGCCUGAUCAACAGUGUAAUUACUAAUUUGGUAUUCUAGAGAUUCACUUCGUCUCUUUGUGAAUAGCGGAAGAAAAGUCAUAUUUGUAAUGCGUGAUUUCUGUUCCUGGAUCAGUUUUACAUGUUCUGGAUUUUAUAUAGAUUGAUCUUGAUCAUUUCUCAGACACUGUCCUGUCAGUUUCAGGCGUACACAGUUUUAAAUGCUGAAUUCUGACAAUCUUUAAUAAACACAAUUCCAACUGAUGAAA